UGUCGCCUAAACCCUCACCGUUCUGAUUCUUCCACGACGGGAAAUUUUGCUCUGUCGAACCAAAGCCCUAGCGUGGAGAACAGAACCAUCAAGGAGCCAUUUCUGCUGUUUCGCCUCUACUGCCGUUUCUUGACUCCAUUGAGCCGAAAAACAAAUGGGACGAAAUGUAUCAGAUGAUUCAGAAUCUCCAAUUAGGGUGAGGCGGUCUUCUCCUAGAAGGAGUCCAUCCCGCAGAGGAAGGUCACCUACACGGCACAAGAGCUCCCGUAAUAGCAGUUCUCCAGUAAGAGACAAACAUUCUAGUCAUGCUAAAUCUCCAAAGCAUAAGAGGUCAAGUUCUCCACGAACUCGAUCUCCUUCUCCAAGGACAAAACGGUUGAGGAGAGCUGCUGAAAGAGCUCCAGAGAAAUCAAGUGAUAGAGAUUCUGAAAGGAACCGAGGGAGGGGUAAUGAUAAAGAAGGUCAUCGGGAAAGAGUCUCUGACAGGGAAUUAGGGAGCGAGAGAAAGGAGAGGAGUUCUAGACAGGAUGUUAAGGAUGGAAAAUCUUCCAGGUCCAGACAUGGGAAUUCUUCUUCUCCAUCAGAACGCCACCAUAGGAGCCGCCAUAGGUCCCCAUCGCCCCAGCCUGGCUCUGAUGCCAAAAAUCAUGAUGAGGGGAGAAAUUCAAGAAGGGCUGAAAGCCGGAGUGAUGACGAUGAUUCAGUGGCAAAGAUGAAGGCUACGGAGGAAGCCUUAGAAGCUAAGCAGAAGGACAAACCUUCUUUUGAGCUAUCCGGAAAGCUUGCAGCAGAAACUAAUAGAGUAAGAGGUAUUACGUUGCUGUUUAAUGAACCUCCAGAUGCUAGAAAACCUGAUGUAAGAUGGCGGCUGUAUGUUUUUAAGGCUGGAGAAGUGCUGAAUGAACCUCUUUACAUACAUCGUCAAAGUUGUUACCUUUUUGGGAGAGAAAGAAGAGUCGCGGACAUACCUACUGAUCAUCCGUCCUGCAGCAAGCAACAUGCUGUCAUCCAGUUUCGGCAAGUAGAAAAGGAGAAGCCUGAUGGUACAAUGUCGAAGCAAGUAAGGCCUUAUUUGAUGGAUCUAGGAAGCACAAAUAAGACUUAUAUCAACGAAUCUGCAAUUGAACCUCAACGUUACUAUGAACUUUUUGAAAAAGACACUCUGAAGUUUGGCAAUAGUAGUCGAGAAUAUGUAUUGUUGCACGAGAAGUCAGCUGGAUGAUAAGCCUCGAAUUCAAUUCAGUGUGUCAGUCAAUUCGUCCAGUUCGAGGCCUUAGAGAUGUUUCCAUCUUCAGGAUGUCGUGAGUAAUUGACCAACCAUUCUAGAUUUGUCUUUGUAAUCAAUAUCUUCAAAGAAAGUAUUUUUAUGCUGUAUGUCCUAUUAACCAUGUCUUGAACUGAAAAAUUAUGCAUUUUGAAGUCUUUUAAUAGUAAAAUUUUGAUUGCUCUUGACUA
Messenger RNA from Cucurbita pepo subsp. pepo (vegetable marrow), 1455 nucleotides. It is a transcript of the gene DDL, whose product is annotated as SMAD/FHA domain-containing protein. The record is from RefSeq and is a predicted model, not a curated record. NCBI's taxonomy places the organism in Eukaryota, Viridiplantae, Streptophyta, Magnoliopsida, Cucurbitales, Cucurbitaceae. Gene Ontology annotation, molecular function: protein binding.